AUGGCCUCAGAGCAAUUUGAUGAGACUGCAGACCACACUGAAAGGAAUGAAAAGAACAAUUAUAUUGAAAACCAUAGCGAGAAUAGCACUACUUUUGUUAGAGCAGAGAUAGGAAAAAAUACUGGUGCUGUAGGUGGUAAUGCCUUGAAACUUGCUUGGACAUUUGGAUUCUCAAAGGAUCUAGUCAACGGAGUGCACAAUUUAUCGACUGGAACGCGUCGAGCUGUAUUUUAUGCAGCAGCACACACAGGUGUUAUCUACGAUUAUGCAAGUCGAGAGCAAAGAUUGCUGCAAGGACAUUGUCAUCUUAUUUCCUGCUGUGUCGUGAGUGAAGACAAACGUUUUAUUGUUACGGCCGAUCGCGGUCUCGAUUCAAUGCUUGUAGUGUGGGACGCUCUAUCCGGCAACCCAAUUCGAACCAUUUUUCAUCCGCAUACAAAUGGUGUCCAAGCUAUUGACAUCUCCCCCGAUGCGCUCUUUCUAGCCACAUUAAGUGCUGUUGAUCGUGAUAGUGAAGAUGCUUCCAACAGCAAGACGUCCACUCAGCGGGGUUUCGAUCAAGAGCUGGCAGUAUGGGAGUGGGCAGCAUCCAGUGGUGGACCGGCAAUUUCAAAGCCGCUAUACUCGUCAUUUGUAGCCACGGAGGACGUUCAACACACUGUGCGCUUCAAUACUUACGACGUUCGAGAACUUGUCACAACUGGUCGCCAACGGGUUAUUUUCUGGAGCUGGGCCACGCACACGCUCCUGUUCUUUUCUCCAUCACUUGCUCAGAAAAAUUUUCGUCAGACGAUUGGUGCCUUUACGCAAUCAUUGUUUAUACCCGAUUCAGCACAAGCUCUCACUGGAACAGAAGAUGGCGACCUUGUGCUUUGGGAUAUAGUACAAAUGGAUAACGGCGCUGACGACCCCACCGGCAGUUUUCCAGAGCGUAAAGCUGUCAAAAUCGUACGUCUUGCAGGUGGAGCAGAGCCACACCAUAAAGUCGCGCUCACUGUUGUAGUCGAUAUAAAUGGUUAUCUUGUUCUUGGCUCGAACGAUGGUGCCGUGAGAUUUUAUGACUUUGACUUCCGUUUAGUGGCUUGGUUUGAAGACGUUAAUGCUGGUCCUGUAGCGAGUGUCUCGUUUGCUCAGAUAAUGGAUCCAUCAAACGCUGAAAACGACGACUGUCUGAAGAAUGACGAGUCACUUAAUGUCCCGGACUUUAUUGUGUCCACAACGUCUGGAUUUAUCGUCAGUAUGAGUGCGUCAUUGUUUGCAGAGCACGAAACUGAUCGACGACGCGGUACACUACUGCUGCAAGGCGUUGAUGACUCGAUCCUUGGACUUGCGACUCACCCACAUCUUACACAGUUUGUAUUAAGUCUGUUUUCUGGGGUCGUACAGCUCUGGGACUACUCAACAAAGAGUCUCGUGAUGGUUCGGCGCUUUGAUGCGGAGAAGCUUCGUCCAGAAUGUCUAACAUUUGCUCAAGAUGGUCAAAAGCUACUUGUUGGUUUCACAAGCGGCGUUGUCAAAUUGUUACACGCCCAAAGCCUUGAUGAUUUGGCCACCUUUCGACUUGGAAAAUCGGCAAUUACUGACGUGAAAAUGAGUCCAGAGUCGUCAGUGUUUGUAGCGUUGGACGCGAACUUGUUUCUUGGAAUGUGGCGUGCAAAGCAGGUUCCAGAGGGUUCUGACGUUGUGGAUGAGUGGGUGUAUUUAGGACGUUGUCGAGCUCAUUCGAAGCCCGUGACGGGGCUUGAAUUUUUUCGGAAUGGUGAUGGGCAACCGGUGCUCGUGUCUGUGAGUGAAGAUCGGACUCUAGUGGAAUACUCUUUAGAGCGCUCAAGUAUCUUGGAUGGCGUUGUCUUGAAACAAUCUCCUACCCGCAUUGAGCAAAGUGCUGUUCCGACUGCGUGUUGCUGGCACCCGGAAUUACAGGGUGUCCACGAAGAUUUGGUCAUUGUAGCUGAUGACGAAUAUAAACUCAAGCAAUGGAACAUGGGCAACCAAACUUGCCGUAAAACAACGCUAGGACCAUCAUACAGUGGACCAAUCCACAAGUUGGUGCCCGUGCCGCUGCGUGAUGAGGAAGAAAUUGCCGUAAAAGCUGCAGGUGACAUCGCACAACGAUACUGUGUCUAUAGUACUUGUGAAAUGGUCGUUGGAUUGCUUGAGCUUCCUCUUGAUGGGAACCCCCGAAAAGCAAUGGGGCUUAUUGCACAUCCGGGCAAAAUUAGCAAUGUGGAUGUGACUUUUGAUGGCAAAUACUUACUCACUGCAGGUGGCAAUGAUCUUGCAGUAAUCAUGUGGGAGAUUCAUCCUCACGAGUUAGAUUUGAUGGAGGCUGCAUGCACACUUCAAAAUGACGGCUGUAAAGACAGUAAUGACAAUGAGGCGGCUCUUGCACCGUAUCUGACACUUCUAGAAGGGGGUCGGGACGGGUCUCUCUACAACGAGAUAGUUGACUAUUUCUACCUUGCCCAACUUCGUGUGCAGGGUGAGACAUCGUCUGCUGUCCGCAAAAUAACUUUCCAAAUCCCGCUAAGAGAGAUUUCAAAUGUUAUGCGAGCAUUAGGAUAUUACCCCACGGACGAGGAAAUUCAGCAUAUGGUGAGCGAGGUGCGCUAUUCACGCUUCACUGAGACCUCUCGACCUGUGGAAAGUAUUGGACUUAAUGAUUUUAUCAAACUUUUUGUAAAUCAUCGACCAGUUGUAGGAGUCAAUAGAUCACAAAUUGAACGAGCUUUUGCUAUUCUAGCGAUGACAGAGAAAGGAUCAAGUAAUGAUAUGGUUAAAGGGCCCGCGACAUUAAAAUGGGAGCAAAUUGAGGCUCGAUUGCUGUACAAGGGGGAAGUCAUGAGUAAAGAAGAGCUGCAAAGUUGUCUUGCAGCAUUACUAGCUUCUGAAAAUGAAAGAGAUGGACUGUCGAUGGAGUCGCAAUAUACGGCGUUAAGCUUUGCAGAUAAAGUUCUUGGAUUCGACGGCUACAGGUUAGCAGGAAAUGAAGGGUAG
Messenger RNA from Plasmopara halstedii, 2997 nucleotides. Its product is annotated as flagellar associated protein. The record is from RefSeq and is a predicted model, not a curated record. The transcript has a single exon. Gene Ontology annotation, molecular function: protein binding. Bases 1 to 2997 code for a protein of 998 amino acids. NCBI's taxonomy places the organism in Eukaryota, Oomycota, Peronosporomycetes, Peronosporales, Peronosporaceae. Gene Ontology annotation, cellular component: motile cilium.